AAGAAGAAAUGGCGUCUGGGCCGCCGUAGAAAUGAGUCGUGCUAUGUGGAGCUCCGUGCUGAUCACCGGCUGCAGCAGAGGAAUCGGUCUGCGGCUGGUCAGAGAGCUGGCUCACAGCAAUAACAGGCCGGCCACCAUCAUAGCGACAGCCCGCCAACCCUCCACGGCUUUGCAGCAGCUGUCAAAAACACACCCAGGCCUUCACAUUGUUACUUUAGAUGUGAGCAGUGAGCAGGGCAUCAGUUCGGCCUCUGAAGAGGUUCAGUCUAUUGUGGGAGAUACUGGACUCAACUGCCUGAUUAAUAAUGCAGCCAUUGGAUUCUCAACCAAUAUCAGCACUGUCACCCCAGAGUCCAUGAUGACCAUGUUCCAGGUCAAUGCUGUAGCUCCGCUCUUCAUAACAAAGGCCUUCAUGCCUCUGCUGCAGGCUGCUGCUGCCAGGUCCAGUGGGAUGGGGAUCCAUAGAGCAGCUGUCAUCAACAUGUCCUCUGUCCUCGGUUCCAUUACUUUGAACUGUGGCGAUGGCGCCAAAUACAAAAACUAUGCCUACGGAACCUCCAAGGCGGCUCUAAACAUGGUAACAAGGUGUCUAGCUGCAGAUUUGAAGUCCAGUGGAAUCCUCUGUAUGUCUCUGCACCCUGGCUGGGUGAAGACUGACAUGGGCGGUCCUAAUCCAGUGUACGUCUGA
This is a messenger RNA of Cyprinodon variegatus (sheepshead minnow), 688 nucleotides long. Its product is annotated as C-factor-like. The record is from RefSeq and is a predicted model, not a curated record. NCBI's taxonomy places the organism in Eukaryota, Metazoa, Chordata, Actinopteri, Cyprinodontiformes, Cyprinodontidae. The transcript has 6 exons. Gene Ontology annotation, molecular function: oxidoreductase activity. Bases 32 to 688 code for a protein of 218 amino acids.